CGUCAACAAUCCCCCCUCUCACAUCUCAAACAAGAUUGCGCCUUAAAGCAAAUCUCGAUCUUGACCACAUCAUCCUCUCCGCCUACAACACACACAUCAUGUCUGCCUUCCUGUCUUCGCUGCGUCCUGCCAUGCGCGCCACUUCCGGCGCCGCACAGGCUGCGCGUUCCUUCAGCUCCUCCUCGUCGCGCUCCGCCGCGAAGAUGUUCAUCACCGGCCGCCUCGCGACCGAACCCGAGUUACAAGUCACCGCCUCCGGCACGGAGAUUGUCAAGUACUCUGUUGCCACGCAAUACUACACCAAGGGGGAGAAGCCGACGAGCUACUUCAAGGUCUCGGUCUUCCCCGAAGGCGGCCAGAAGGAUUUCAUCCUCGGCCUGCCCAAGGGAACUCUUGUUUUCGUUGAGGGAGACUGCGCCAUGCGCACAUAUGAAGACUCCCACGGCAACAAGAGAACGUCGCUGAACAUCCUUCAACGCACUCUCGAGAUCCUGAGACGCCCUUACGUUCCCACCGAGUCUGCCGAAGGCGACGAGCAGGGCACCAACUAAGCCCGAGUCUACCUCAUGCACAAAACCCUUGCAAAGGCGCGGGCAAUCCGUCGACACAAACAAGACCACAUACACACCACACCCUACUCUGGAUUCAAUAUCCGCUGCAAAAUGAAAAUAGGACAGGUAGUUCUUUGUGAGGAACCAUUGCGCUUUCCAUUUUGGGAGGAGUAGGAUUGCGUAUCCCUUGGAGAUCAGGCCUUGGAUUCAUGUCGGUAGAACGGAUGUGUUGCUUGCUGGUCGGCAUCAUUUAUGUAUCGCCCUCCCCCCCUUUCUCUGUGCCCGCUAAACCCGGGCGUUGACAUGAUAAUAUGUCUGUGGGUCCGCCUGCCUGCAUGCCUGCCUGCCUGUUUUUCACGGUCACAGCCAUGCAUCUCCCCUUGUACUUAUAGCGUGAUAUAAUUAAAGUUGGGAACCAGUACUCUGUUCUUC
Aspergillus japonicus CBS 114.51 is the source of this 983-nucleotide messenger RNA. RefSeq names its product single-stranded DNA-binding protein. The transcript is spliced from 3 exons. The coding region runs from base 99 to 551 and encodes 150 amino acids. Gene Ontology annotation, molecular function: single-stranded DNA binding. NCBI's taxonomy places the organism in Eukaryota, Fungi, Ascomycota, Eurotiomycetes, Eurotiales, Aspergillaceae. The record is from RefSeq and is a predicted model, not a curated record.